This is a messenger RNA of Eucalyptus grandis, 1316 nucleotides long. Its product is annotated as protein PLANT CADMIUM RESISTANCE 11. The transcript has 4 exons. The record is from RefSeq and is a predicted model, not a curated record. The coding region runs from base 191 to 628 and encodes 145 amino acids. NCBI's taxonomy places the organism in Eukaryota, Viridiplantae, Streptophyta, Magnoliopsida, Myrtales, Myrtaceae.
UACAUCAAUUUUGCGUUAGGUAAGCUUUAAAAUCACAAGGCGCGUUCAUAAAUAAGACCCGUUCACCUUAGUUUUUUCAAACAGGAGGAACCUACACUUUUUGCGCCCCAACAACACCCCCCACCCUCCCGGGGGGGCGGGGGCCAUCGUUACCUUCCGUAUCUUGCAAAACCUUAAAAAGGACGUAACCAUGGGGGAAGCUCGAAGAUACGUGGCCUCUGGUUUUUUCUAUGGCAAUGAUCAUCAUCAACUGCCGCAAACGAGACAUGUCUCUUGGUCCUCCAAGAUUUGUCAUUGUUCUGACGAUUUAUGCAGCUGUUGGACAACGUUCUUUUGCCCAUGCGUCACUUUUGGGAGGAUCGCGAAGGAUGCGGAAGAAGGAUGUUCAUCUUGCGUGAAGAAAGGCGCACUCUACUGUUUAGCCGCUGCUUUAACCUUUGGUCUUGGAGCUUGCUGUUGCGGUUGCUACAAUCGCUCCAAGAUGAGGAAGAGAUUCAAUUUAGAGCAGAACCGAUGCGCCGAUUGUUCUGCUCAUUUCCUUUGCCAUUUUUGUGCUCUGUGUCAAGAGUAUCGUCAUCUCCAAGGUUUUCGGAAGGACGAUUAUGGAAAUGACAUGCAAGAAUUUUAAUUUUCUUCCACUACCAUACAAGUGUGGGUUCACUCUCUGAUUUCAACUCAUUUCCUUCCAUAUCCACUUCACUUCUGAUUUAUAUCACGUCUACUGCUAGUGUAAAGUACUUUGUACAUAAAGAUAAAUAUAUUAGAAGUCCUAAAAGUAGUUACAUUUGUGCAAUUGAAUUCUAAAAUUUUCCAAAAAUGCAAUUAAAUCCUAAAACUUGUUACAAAAGUGCAUUUGAGUUAUAAAACUUUUAGAAAAUGUAAUCAAGUCCUCAAAUUUAUCAAAUUGGUACAAUCAAGUCCGUUCAUUGAUUGUACUUAUUGAAAAGUUUAGGAUUUAAUUGUACUUCUGUAAUAAGUUUUAAGACUUGAUGGCAUAUUUUAAAAGUUUUAAAAUUUGAUUGUAUUUUGGUGACAAGUUUUAAGAUUUAAAUGCACUUUUUUUUAGAGUUUUAGGACUUAACUGUACUUUUAUAAUAAGGUUUAGGACUUUCACGCAAUUCUGUAUUUAAUCAUUGUAUCUUCCACGCAAAGUAAUCUCGGAGGCCAUGUUUGGCCAUCUUGUGGAUAGUGUGGAUCGAGUGAGUUAAAAAGUUCGGAUGCAUUUGUUGUCACAUCAAUGGUUUUACUUAUGCAUUGAGGAUGCUUAUUUGGUUCUUUUGGUUCUGAUGCAUGCGACUACUGGAACUUUUUCGGGA